CGCACCCGCACUAAAUCGCUGGGCGUGCUCACCAAUAGGCAUCGCGGCCGCGGGAUUGGCCCGACAGACUGCCCGACGGACCCCCUUGCGGCACGUAGGACCAGUUUCCAGCCUCAGCAAGCGCUUGCCUGACUGAGACGAGCAGCGAUGGCGGCUGUGGCGAGAGCAGCUUUGCCCCGCCUGGCGCGGGCCCUCCAGGCCCCCGCGCGGAGCCAUGCGCGCGCCAUGAGCUCCGUCGUCGAGCUCAGCUCUUACCUCGAAAAGUACAAAGCCGUGUCCUGCAAAAAACCCUGCCAGAGAGCCAGACGUCCCGAGAUCAACGACGGACUAAAAAGGUCCGCCAAGAUUCUAGGGGCCAUGGACGCCGUCGACGCGUCGUCGCGCCGUCGACGACUCGCCGAGACGCGAGAGACCCCCAUUAAACCCCCAAAACUCACAAACAACGAAACGCAGGCGCAUCGGCGACGUCGCCGGCUCCGGCGAUGCUUUAGCCUUCAACGAGAUGGGCAACGUUAUUAGUGUCGGCGACGGUAUCGCGCGCGUCUACGGCCUCAACUCCGUCCAGGCGGGAGAGAUGGUCGAGUUCGCCUGCGGGCUGCGCGGCAUGGCCCUCAACCUCGAAGAGUCGUCGGUCGGCGUCGUGAUCUUCGGCGAUGACCGCGAGAUUUUGGAGGGUGAUGCGGUCAAGCGCACGGGAGCGAUCGUCGACGUGCCUGUUGGGGAAGGGUUGUUGGGCCGCGUCGUCGAUGGCUUAGGCGAACCUAUUGAUGGUGCGGGUCCCCUCAAGGACGUGACGCGCGGCCGCGCGGAAGUCAAGGCCCCCGGCAUCAUCCCGAGGCAGUCCGUGUCCGAGCCCGUGCAGACAGGUUUGAAGGCUGUGGAUGCCCUCAUCCCCAUCGGCCGCGGCCAGCGCGAGCUGAUUAUUGGGGAUCGCCAGACGGGCAAGACGGCCAUUGCUAUUGAUACGAUCAUCAACCAGAAGACGAAGGGCGAUGAUGCGCUCAUGUGCAUCUACGUGGGCGUCGGCCAGAAGCGGUCCACCAUUGCCCAGUUAGUUGGUCAAUUAGAACAGCAGGAGGCGAUGAAGAACUGCAUUGUGGUGGCGGCGACGGCGUCGGAGAGCGCUCCUUUGCAGUUCCUGGCACCCUACACGGGCUGCUCCAUGGGCGAGUACUUCCGCGACAACGGCAAGCACGCCGUCAUCUUUUAUGACGACCUGUCGAAGCAGGCCGUGGCCUACCGCCAGAUGUCCCUGUUGCUGCGCCGCCCGCCCGGCCGCGAGGCCUACCCGGGCGACGUCUUCUACAUCCACUCGCGGUUGCUCGAGCGCGCCGCGAAGAUGGGCAAGAUGGCCGGCGAAGGCUCGUUGACGGCGCUGCCCGUCAUCGAGACGCAGGCCGGCGACGUGUCGGCUUACAUUCCCACCAAUGUGAUUUCGAUCACGGACGGCCAGAUUUUCCUGGAGAACGAGCUCUUCUACCAGGGCCAGCGCCCCGCCAUCUCCGUCGGCCUCAGCGUGUCGCGCGUCGGCUCGGCGGCCCAGGUCAAGGCCAUGAAGCAGGUGUCGGGCACGAUGAAGCUCGACCUCGCCCAGUACCGCGAGGUCGCGGCCUUCGCCAAGUUCGGCUCGGACCUCGACCCGGCGACGCAGCAGCAGCUGAACCGCGGCGUGCGCCUCUACGAGCUCCUCAAGCAGGCCCAGUACGUGCCCCUCGAGUGCGAGGAGCAGGUCGUCAUCCUCUUCGCGGGUGUCCGCGGCUACAUCGACGCCGUCGACGUGAGCGCCAUCCAGGACUACGAGAAGGCCUGGCUCGAGCACGUCAAGUCGUCGCACGGCGGCCUCAUCAAGGCGAUCGUCGACGACGGCUACGUCAUCUCGGACGCGACGGAGGAGAAGUUGGGUGCCGCGUGCGAGGCGUUCACGGCGCAGUUCUCGGCCUAGAUCAUGGAGCUCCGCGGCGGCACCACCCCCACUUCCCCCUAUCGACCGCCGCCCCGCCUCCUAAGAAUACAUAGUAGAC
Messenger RNA from Pelagomonas calceolata, 2021 nucleotides. NCBI's taxonomy places the organism in Eukaryota, Pelagophyceae, Pelagomonadales, Pelagomonadaceae. The record is from the annotation of a GenBank genome assembly.